Paramecium octaurelia is the source of this 546-nucleotide messenger RNA. The record is from the annotation of a GenBank genome assembly. Lineage: Eukaryota; Ciliophora; Oligohymenophorea; Peniculida; Parameciidae.
AUGGUUUUUUGUGCUUAGAUACAAGUAAUUCAUAAGGCAUGCUUUUGGGAUGGUACUAAAUGCUUAGAAAAAACAUGUUCAAAUAAACCUAUUCCUUUAAUUAGUCAAGCAGAUUGUAAUAGUUGGUUGAUAAAGUGUUAAUAUAAUAGUAAUAAUAAUAGAUGCUUAGAAAAUUGCACUUAAGCUGAUAUUUCAAAUAAAACUCAUGAACUAUGCGAAUCCUAUUAUUUAAAUAUAAGUUGCACUGUCAAACUAGAUAUAAUUCAAUGUGUUGACCUUCCAAUUGCUUGUUCUUUAGCAAAAAACCUUAAUGUUAUAAAGAUUAAUCUGGAAGUAAAUGCAUCUAUUAAGAAUCAGAAAGUAAGUGCGUUAAUUUAAAAUUUUCAAUCUUAUAAUAUACUACACAUGAAUAAUGUAACUAAAGAUUAAAUUCCUGUACAGUUAAUUCAGCUUUAGGUUGAUGCCAAUUAUUAAAUGUUUGUAGUAGUUAUACCAUAAAAGAAUAAUGCUAAAUCGAUUCAAAUAAUGUAGAAUGCUAAUGGAUGA